GCGCUGCCGCUGAUUGGAAGAGGACGAAAGGGGGUUUCGGGAACUCGGUCUGCUCUCGGCUCGAGAAAGCUGAAGACUUGUUGGGGGGAAAGGAGGGAACCGACAGGCGCUUGACGGGGCGGCGACGCGGGGGGCUGAGGAAAUGCAUCAUUUUGAAGAAGAACUAACUUGUUCCAUUUGCUAUAGCAUAUUUGAUGAUCCCCGUGUACUGCCAUGCUCACAUACAUUUUGUAGAAAUUGUCUUGAAAAUGUUCUUCACUUGUCAAGCAAUUUUUCUAUUUGGAGACCCUUAAGACUUCCCCUAAAGUGCCCCAACUGUAGAACCAUUGUUGAAAUUCCUCCAUCUGGUACAGACUCUUUACCAGUAAACUUUGCAUUAAAAGCUAUUAUUGAAAAGUAUCAGCAAGAAGACCAUCCAGAUGUUGCAACAUGUAGUGAACAUUAUAGACAGCCAUUAAAUGUUUACUGCCUUCUAGACAGAAAGUUAGUGUGUGGCCAUUGCCUUACAAUAGGAAAGCAUAAUGGCCAUCCUAUAGAUGAUCUUCAAAGUGCCUACAUGAAAGAAAAAGAGACGCCUGCCAAACUUCUUGAACAGUUGACUGAUAAGCAUUGGAGUGAAGUAUGCAUGCUAAUUGAAAACCUGGAAAAACAGAAAGCUCAGUGUGAGAGCAUUGUACAAGAGGAUAUAAAGACUGUGCUGCAGUAUUUUAAGAGACUCAGUGAUGUACUUGAUCACAAAAAACAGGCAUUGCUUGCAGCUUUGGAUGAAGUGAACACACAGAUUGUGGCAGAAUAUGAACCUCUAAUUGAGAAGUUGAAGGGACUACGAGAAGAACAACUUGAACUUAUGUCGCUGAAUACACCUGUUCAGGAGGACUCGGAGUCACCCCUUCUUUUUCUGGAAAAGGUUGAGGAUAUGCGUCAGCGUGUCAAAGCUUUAAAGCAAAAACCAUUACCAGAAGUUAAGCCUGUUGAAAUCUAUCCUCGAAUAGGACAGGUGCUAAAAGAAGUGUGGACCAAAACUGAAAUUAGUCAGAUCAACAAGAUUCUCAUUCCAAAGAUAAAACUAGUUUCAAAAGGAAAAGUAUGCAACCCUGGCUAUGAGAAGGAAAAUAGACAAGCUAAAGAAUUUUUGUGGCCUUUAGUAAUUACAAUUAUUUCUCUGAUUGUAGUUGCUAUCAUCUUUAGCCAACAGUUAAUGUCAUUUGUAAAUGAAAUAGCCUUGCUGUAUGUUCUAGAUGCCUUGCAAAUAGUUUAUGAAAACUUAAGUAAGAGGUUGGAGGUAGUGGUGGAAACACUGUGGCAUACUUCUAAUCGUCUAUUGGACUAUCUAUGUACAGUAGUUCGUUCUUCCUUGUGAAUAUUUUGAGUAGUAUUUUCUGCUAAAUUAAGAAUAUAAAAGCCCUUCUGGAUUAUUUUAAUUUUUUAAAAUGAAUUUUUAAUCCCUAUGCUAAAUCUAGUAUGGUAACUAUUAGUGACUUAUGAUGGAGCCUUUUAUCAGCUGUGUCAAACUUUCACUACCCAGCAUUGUGAACAAAUAUGUCGGCACCAGUCAUGAAUAUCAGGAUAUUAAAAAUUAAAUCAAACUAUUAGUUUGAACUGUAUGGACUCCCUCUUGCAAAUAAGACUUUUGAGCCUAUUUGAGCAGUUUGUGAUAUUCAUAUGUGAGAAUGCAACUUACAUAUUGUUUCACCCUUACCUGUGUUGACAAGCUGCAGUCAGACAGUAUGAGGAACGGGUUGGGACUAGAGAGUAGAGGCACAUUAAAGGCAAAUUUUGAUUCACUUGCAGUCACAUCUGAUCCUGCCUUCCUUUUGUCUGUCUUAAUUCCUUCUGUUCUAUCUACAGUGGACCCUCGACUUAGUCGGCUCGACUUAGACUUUUCGAAUUACAAACUUCUCUGGCUGCAAAAUUUAGGUUCGACUUGCAGCCGGAGAAUCAACCUACAGACCAGAA
Messenger RNA from Pogona vitticeps (central bearded dragon), 1956 nucleotides. It is a transcript of the gene TRIM59, whose product is annotated as tripartite motif containing 59. Gene Ontology annotation, molecular function: ubiquitin protein ligase activity; zinc ion binding. The record is from RefSeq and is a predicted model, not a curated record. NCBI's taxonomy places the organism in Eukaryota, Metazoa, Chordata, Lepidosauria, Squamata, Agamidae. Gene Ontology annotation, biological process: negative regulation of canonical NF-kappaB signal transduction; innate immune response.